Messenger RNA from Eimeria maxima, 336 nucleotides. RefSeq lists its product as hypothetical. The record is from RefSeq and is a predicted model, not a curated record. The transcript is spliced from 4 exons. Bases 1 to 336 code for a protein of 111 amino acids. NCBI's taxonomy places the organism in Eukaryota, Apicomplexa, Conoidasida, Eucoccidiorida, Eimeriidae.
AUGACGUGUCAGUUCAUUCGGAUCUGGAACGUGAAAAAAAAUGCCGCCAUUUCUGUAACAUCCACGCCGGUGAGGUGUAAUGACAGGUGUCACACUAGGCCUGACGCGUUGCCACUUCUAAACAACGUCACUAGCCUCGCCACGAACACUGAGCCAUCUGUGCUCCCACCUUCCCAGCCGAAGUCACGAGCAUCAACUUCAGUUGUCUUCCUUCCCAUUGUCUACCUGUCUACCAAAAAUGGCGAUCUUCUCCUCCCUUCGUCUCUGCUCAGGCACGAUUUUCUUCGGGGUAGCCCUUCUCUCGGCGCAAGGUUCCAAUGCUGUGUCUGCCACUAG